Molecule: messenger RNA, 556 nt
Organism: Cyanistes caeruleus (blue tit)
Lineage: Eukaryota; Metazoa; Chordata; Aves; Passeriformes; Paridae
Source: RefSeq, a predicted model, not a curated record
UGUCCCCCGAUGUCCCCCCGUGUCCCCCCGUGUCCCCAGGCUGGUGUCAUCGGUGCAGGCAGUGAUGGCCUCCACAGCCGGGUACAUCAUCUCCAGCUCCUGCCACCACGUCAUCGAUGACCAGCACUGGCUGGCCGCGGCUUACCCGCCCUUCGCGGUGCCGUACUUCGUGUACGACGUGUACGCCAUGUACCUGUGCCACCUGCAGCGUGCCCAGGUGAAGGGACACGGGGACGCUCCCCUGGCCCCGCGCGCCGCCGCCGCCGCCUUCCUGCGCCAGGAGCUGCUGAUGGUGCUGCACCACGCCGCCAUGGUGCUGGUCUGCUUCCCCGUGGCCACCCUGUGGCGGCAGGGCAAGGGCGACUUCUUCCUGGGCUGUCUGCUGAUGGCCGAGCUGAGCACCCCCUUCGUGUGCCUGGGCAAGGUCCUCAUCCUGCUGCGGCGCCAGCACACGGCCCUGCACAAGCUCAACGGGCUGGCGCUGCUGGUGACGUUCCUGGGCUGCCGCGUGCUGCUGUUCCCGUACCUGUACUGGGCCUACGGGCGGCACCGGGGG